GUUUUGGGAAGCACGCACACGUGUCGGUUUCAUCUUUCGCUUCAGCUGUAAAUUAUAAAAAUUAAAUUGCACCAAAAUGUAGAUAAUUCUUCAAAGGUUUUAAAUCAAUGACUCAUGAUGCAUAUUUUUCAGAGUUAUGUUUAGUUAAAUUGAACGGAUGAAUAGUGGAAAGUAGGAAGGUGAGCAACAAGUAUAACUUCAUAACAAGCUAUCAAGUGCGUAGUGAUGCGAUCGUUAUUGGUAGCAGAAGCUGCCGCGUGAUACAAUGGUAAACAAAUGUUUGUAGUUACUUAUGUUAGUUUCCGGAUUGAGGUCUUGCGAACAAGUUGUUUGUUUUGAACUCUAAUAAAACCAAUGGAUUGGUUUUUUAGAGGAAGAUUUAGGAACAAUCCAAGGCACGAUAUUUUUAGUGCUGUACUUUACACUCCUACCUCAAUGGAGUAAGACAUGUAAUCAUGUUUCUUGGAUGCCUAAAUAAAAUAAUGUUUCUCAAUAUUUGAUCAUAAUGAUCAAAAUUUUGAGGACAAAGAUGGGCAUGAAGGAACAAAAGAUUCAUUUGAUAUCCCAUUCAUUGAUCCAUUUGAGAAUUUGGAAGAUACAUCCAUGGAUUUGUUCCGACGUAUGGAUGAUAUGCUAAGCCGAAUGUUUUCUUCAUCUUUUGGUGCAUUAGAAUCUGAGAAUUUCAGUGAUCAAGUACAAAAUGAAAGUAACCCCCGUGCCAUGAUGCUGAAGGAGCCAGAUUGUAGCAGUUGUGAUAGUUCCCCUAAUGAAUUUCCUUUUGAUUCAAGGCAGCAUCCACCAUUGAUUGAUUCUGAUAUAGAUGACAAAGUUGCCAAAAAUAAGUGGUUGUUGAAGGAAAAUCCAUUUCAAAAGAUAGAACCAAACUUUUCCUAUAAGAAGUUUUCUUCCAUAAAAACUGUGCGUUUGCCCGAUGGGACUCUAGAAGAACAUCGUACUGUCACAGACAGUCAGGGAAAGACUACAACAACAGUACGUCGCUCAAUCGGUGAUCAAAGCUAUGAAGUGACGACCCAUAGUGAUGAGAAAGGGUUAAAAGAGAAAGAUGAAAAGUUUAUAAAUAUGGAUGAGAAUGAUCUGGCGAAAUUCGAGAAAAAAUGGCAAAGUAUCAAAAGUGAAAACAUCCCAUUUCUCGUACCUGAUAUGAAAACAAAUUCAUUGGAAACUACGUUGAAUUCGCCUGUUGGAGAUCCAUCAUAUACAUCUUUAUUUAAAAAGUUUUUUGGUUUUUAGUAGAGUAUUGCUCGUAGUUUCAUACGAAUAAAUUUACGAAAAUAUGAAAAUGGAUUGUAUUGUAAAAAUUCGAAUCAGGUUAUUCUGCAUUUAAAGCUAUUGGUUCGCACAACCUGAUUGUUAUUACUUGUGUUUUUACAAAAUGUGUAAAUAAGUUUUGAAAAUUACAUGAAAUGUGAGUUGGUGAGAUUUUUUUUUUUUUUUUUUUUUUUUUUUUUUUUUUUAGAAUUAUGAACUUUAUUACUUGGAACAAAAUGUUUGUUGUUACUGGGUAAAACGUAAAUAAGUUUUCACCAGUUUAUCGAUAUUUUAGGAUAUAAUUUAUAUGGUUGUUUAUGAGCACCAGAAUUUGAAAAUCACCAUUAAAUCAUUCCUAUUCCGGGAUAAAUAUCAAUCUAAAUGUAAGGAUUUGAAUGAAUUGCACUUGAAGUUUAAACUGUGCCAGAUUAUGCAGGGCGUUUUUGCAAAUUUGCAGGGGUUUUAAAAGAAAAUAAAAAGUAACUUUGUUGUUCAUCAAAAAUUACAAAUAACAGUUGUAACUGUUUUGAAUUUAAAUUUUCAAAUGCUCACUAGUAGCGUUUCCAAAAUGUGGUACGAUGAUUCAUCCCAUACUUUUUCAGCAUCGCUGAUGCGAUGCUUUGGAAAUCUGCACAUAUGCCUUUCUUAGGUUUAUUAACGCCAAGUGGUAGCAGGUGAACAAAUACCUGUUGUUUGAUGUAAUCCCAGAAAAAUCAAGUAUCACUAUAUACGCAUAUUUACAUUCUUUCAAAGCUUCACACCAAACAUAUAGAAAAAAAAUUAUGGGAUGAGUUUCCAUACUACUUCUAUCUCUUUUGUAUUUCUAGAAGGACUUGACACUUAUGUAUUGAUUUUAAGUUUUGAUUUCCGAUGAACUUACAAGGUUGUACUUUUAACAUACUUGCAAAAUUGGGAUAUCACCCUUAAAUUUGACUGUAUCUCAGCGAGUUUUAUAGAAACAUAAUAACGAAGGCAUUUGAGAAUAUGACCACUGUUUGCGUAUAACUCUGCUAGACUAAAAGAGACUAUUGUUCUCUUUGGAUGGCUUACACUCAAAUUGUAGAUUAAAAAGUAGAUAGUAAUUUUUCUUGAAAAUUUUAAUAGAUAAAAGCAUGCACGAUUUUACAUUCAGGUCACAUUAUUGUAGAUAGUAAUGAACUUUGUCAGUGUUUCUGUUAUAAAUUUUCUGAAACAAUGGAAAGCUGUAAUUUGAAAUUUUUCACUUGAUUUCAGAACUAUCCUUUUCAUUUAAAAUCACCCUGUAACUUGGCCGUUCCUCAUCACCGAGUGUCUUAAAAACAUAUUAAAAACGAAGGCGUUUGAGAAUAUGACCACUAUUUGAAUAUUCCUCUGCCCCAGCACAAAUACGAUGCAUUGUACUCAAAUUGUAUAUUAGAAAGUAGAUAGUAAUUUUAUAUUCAAGUCACAUUAUUGUACAUAGUUAUGAACUUAUUUAUAUCUUUUCAUUUACGUUGAAAUUUAAAUUUUUCUUUUUUCGUUUGAUUUCAGAAAUAUCCUUUUCAUUUAUACUCACUCUAUAAAUUGCCCGUUCCUUAUCACCAAGUGCCUUAAAAGCAUGAUGCAGCAUAACAACGAAGGCAUUUGAGAAUAUGCUCACUGUAUGCAUAUUCCUCUGUCCCAUCACAAAUAACUAUGCAUUGUACUAGUUCAUCGACUAAGGAAACUAAUUCUCUUUAGAUGGCUUGUACUCUAAUUGUAGAUUAGAAAGUAGGUAGUACUUUUUUUUUUCUCUUGCGAAUUUAUUGAAAAAGGCAUUUUAUAUUCAGGCCGUAAUAUUGUAGAUAGUAAUGAACUUAUUAUCAGCACUACUGUUUCCAGUUUCGGUUUUCCAUUGUUUCAGAGCUACCUUUUCUAAUCUGUUUACUUUUCUUCUUUGAAAAAUUUAACUAUACAAAUCUUUUUGGGAUUUUAAAUAACUGUCAAAGAAAAUAUUGCUAUACAAAACUAGAGACUUAGAAAUUUGAUGUGCUACUUGAUAUUUCAAAUAUUGCUGUAUAAAUGUUUCAUGAAAUCUGUGCUUUGGAUAAUUUAUUGUAAAAAUUAACAUUUUCAUUAAUGAAAUUUGCCUUUCUUCAAGUUUGAAUUAUUUAUUUAUGUGUAUUUUCAUUGUUCACUAGCUUUCGUCAUAUUUUUCCUUUCUCUACAAAUAUUAAUUUUCUGACUCUUUAACAUGCCUUCUGAAAAUAGUUCAAAUCGUCGCUUAAUAAGCAACACCAAUCAAUUCAAAAUCAAUAAAAUAAACUAUAUUUUGAAUAUUGAACAACGAAUACUUUUUCACUUCUAUUAUGAGCAUGAAACUGCAUGUACAUACCAGAUGUGAAAAAGAGUAGAACUAUCGAUCGCAAAAUUUUUGUUUUAAUUUAAAUUCCAAAUAUGAGAUGAGUGAUAUCGUUUAUUUCGCCAUGUUUGACAUAAAUGAGUCAUCUUACCUAGGUUUACAAUAUUAGUAUUUUGAACACUUAUUUGCUCUGCAUUAAUUUAUUUAGAAGCUAAUUACUCUGUAAAUGUUUCAUGUAACAGUUAUCAAAUAAAAACUUCGAACAGUU
Argiope bruennichi is the source of this 3836-nucleotide messenger RNA. RefSeq lists its product as uncharacterized. The coding region runs from base 604 to 1251 and encodes 215 amino acids. The record is from RefSeq and is a predicted model, not a curated record. Gene Ontology annotation, biological process: regulation of actin filament polymerization; negative regulation of apoptotic process. The transcript has 8 exons. Lineage: Eukaryota; Metazoa; Arthropoda; Arachnida; Araneae; Araneidae. Gene Ontology annotation, cellular component: clathrin-coated vesicle; apical plasma membrane; mitochondrion.